CUUUCUUUAUAUAAUAUGCAAAAAGGAACAGCCAAAAGGCUUCCACUUGUACCUUUAUCACCAUUGAUUCAAACCUCUUGUGAAUAUGCCAAAUCAUUAGCACAUACAACUCAACUCUUAUCGGAAGAACCAUCCGGAACAAGCUCUAUACUUGAGAAAGACCUUGCUCAACAAAGAGAAAAGCUGGAUCAGCUUACGAAAAAUAUGCAAUCGAUCCAGUCCUUGUUCCUGACUGGACUCGACAGCUAUCAAGUAGCUAAAGAAAUAGCAUACAUCAACUGCAAUCUUUUCCGUAUGGUCAUUUUAGACGAGAAAAAACUGUCUAAUUUUGACAAGCAAUCCAACAUCAUACCCUUACUUGAUUUCCAUCGCUAUCUCUCUCAUGCCUUUGCACAUAUGCUCAUCUAUGGUGAUGAUAGCAGUCCCAAAAAAAGCUCCAGUAACAGCAUGGUGGCUCAACUGAUCCAAAUUGCUUAUAUCCUCUUGCAUAUCUACCGCGACUUUUCUGGCUGCGCUGCCAUCAUGACUUGCUUGCAUAUGCCAGAAGUACAGCGACUACAGUUUGUCUGGCACCAAUGCCCUACUAAAUACCUGAAUGUCUACAAAGAAAUUGUGGCUAUUCUUUCACCUUAUAAUCAAUAUGAAGCCUAUCACCAUCAACUUUGGCUACACACAUCUCGAUUUUUAAACACAACGCCCAAUAAAUCACAAAUGAUUGCAGUUCCGUUCAUGCAUGCCCAUCUUGGAAUCAUACGAAAUCUUGUUCAUACUCAGCGAUUGUCUUCACCCUUUGUCAAAGAUGAUGCUGUCGAAGUCAUUCUGUCAGAAUCAAGUCAACAAGCACUGGCUUCUGUCACACGCUUACUAGCAUUCUGUCAACAACAUGCCCAUAUUCAUCCCAUUGAACUAGAGAAAUACUCUACGCCCAUCAUGACCCAUCGUCGGUUAUCUUUCCAGAGUAGUCAGAGAUCAAGUGCUAAGCCCAUCCACAGUAUCAAACUCACUAUUGGGCCAUGUUCUGAACUCGAUGGGCUACGAAGCAGCCCCACCAUCUACCAUUGGCUUGUCUCACGUGCUUAUUUGACAAAAAGUCAGUUACACAGUGAAAGCAUGUAUGUGGCACCUUUGGCUGCUGGUGAAGUUAAUUUGGAAACAGAACAAGAUGAUGAUGAUGAUAUGUAUUGGGAAUUCUUUGAACAAGAAGUACCAACUAAAGUUGUCUCAUCCCAUAGUCUUGCUCCUGCCAAACCACCGAAACAGCUUAAGGAUCAACAAACUGUUGUUGAUGAACUUGUGAUUCAUAAGCCUCCUGAAAUAAACAAACAACAAACAAGUUCAAAGAGCGACAUGAAUGACAAUGGUAAUAGCAAUGAUAACAGAAAUAGUACAAGCAGUAAGAAGAGCACUGUUAGCAAUACAAAAGAAGAUGUAGCAAGAAACACAGAAACAAAAGAUAUGGAUAGCGGAUCAAAAUCGAGCAGAUCCGAAGAUAAUUUUGAAAUUCUUGAAUAUGAACAAAACAAAACAAAAAAUAUGCCAACAAAAACAGAAAACAAUGAAGAGAGCACAGAACAAAAUGCAGACAAGUCUAAAAAACCGUUACUUUCACCUACAGCACCUGAAUUUGUUCCUCAGAAACUACAACGGUCUUUAGAGAAAUUCAAUGAUAAUGAUGAUGACGAUGAUGUGAUUAUCUUGACUGAAGAAGACGAUGAGGAAUGGGCAGGAUAUCCUUUAGAUAGUACACCAUCUCAAACAGUUGCUGACACUGAAGAUGAUGAAGAAUGGACAGGAUACCCUAUCACAAGCAGUCAAGAAGAAGAUGAAGAAGAGGAAGAUGAAGAAGAAGUUUGGAGAGGAUACCCCGUACCACAAGAAGAAGAAGAAGAAGAUGAACAACUUUUACCAAGUCCAAUAUCACCCUUUACUCCAAGAGCAGAUGAAGAAUUAACAGGCCAUUCGAAUGAAGAAUGGAAAGGAUAUCAAAAGACAUUAGAAGAAGCAGCGAAUCCUACAGAAACACAUGUUUGGAACAACAAUGCUAUUGGAAAAGCAGCAGCAAGACGUAUGCAAUAUUCUGUAUCCAAUGUUGAUACACGUAAAAGACUCCCUUCUGUGUUUGCGCCUUCUGCUUCCACUUAAAAUAAAAAUGAUGGAUUAUUAUGUAUUU
Molecule: messenger RNA, 2170 nt
Organism: Gilbertella persicaria
Lineage: Eukaryota; Fungi; Mucoromycota; Mucoromycetes; Mucorales; Choanephoraceae
Exons: 1
Coding region: 16-2142 (708 amino acids)
Biological process (GO): small GTPase-mediated signal transduction
Molecular function (GO): guanyl-nucleotide exchange factor activity
Source: RefSeq, a predicted model, not a curated record